Chelonia mydas (Green sea turtle) is the source of this 978-nucleotide messenger RNA. Its product is annotated as olfactory receptor 10A7-like. Gene Ontology annotation, cellular component: membrane. The transcript has 2 exons. Gene Ontology annotation, biological process: G protein-coupled receptor signaling pathway. Gene Ontology annotation, molecular function: G protein-coupled receptor activity; olfactory receptor activity. Bases 1 to 978 code for a protein of 325 amino acids. NCBI's taxonomy places the organism in Eukaryota, Metazoa, Chordata, Testudines, Cheloniidae. The record is from RefSeq and is a predicted model, not a curated record.
AUGGCAGAUACAGAUUGGGGAAAUCAAACUUCCAUCACAAAAUUCAUCCUCCUAGGAUUCGGGAAUCUCCCUCAACUGCAGGUUCUUCUCUUCCUACUGUUUCUAGUGAUCUACAUUGUGACCACGGCCGGGAACAUCCUCGUCGUUGCACUAGUUGUGGCUGAUCAGCACCUUCACACCUUCAGGUACUUCUUCCUGGGGAACUUGUCCUGCUUGGAAACCUGCUACGCCUCCACCCUCCUGCCCAGGAUGCUGGCCAGUCUCGUGACUGGGGACAGAACCAUUUCUGUCAGUGGCUGUGUUGCGCAACUUGAUUUCUUUGGUUCUCUGGUAGCUGUGGAAUGUUGUCUCUUAUCAGUGAUGUUUUAUGAUCGGUAUUUAGAGAUAUGCAAACCAUUGCAUUAUGCAGCCCUUAUGAAUGGCAGGCUCCGCUUCUGGUUGGCAGCUGGGUCUUGGCUAGAGGCACAACCUGUCUCAUUUGUCCAAACCACCUUGGUCUUCACCUCCCCAUUCUGUGGCCCCAACAAAAUCGACCAUUUCUUCUGCGAUGUGGUGUCGGUGCUCUGGCUGGUUUGUGCCGACACAUCCUGCAACGAAAUGUCCAACAUCACAGUCACCGUGGUCUUCCUCACCACCCCGUUCAUGCUCAUCCUCACCUCCUAUGCCCGCAUCAUUGCCACGGUCCUGAGAAUGUCCUCACCAAGGAGCAGGCACAGAGCCUUCUCCACCUGCUCCUCACAUCUUGUGAUGGUGACACUCUUCUACGGCUCUGGCAUGAUCAUAUAUCUGCAUCCCAAAUCCAGCUACAUGCUAGAGAAUGACAAGCUGCUGUCCCUCUUCUAUACCGUGGUCACCCCCAUGAUGAACCCCAACAUCUACAGCCUGAGGAACGAGGAGAUGAAGGGGGCACGGAGGAGGAGGGUGGCUGGGAAGAGGUUGUCCCCAUUACAAAAAGGGUUUUGCCUCAGGCUAACUUAG